Cylicostephanus goldi is the source of this 770-nucleotide messenger RNA. NCBI's taxonomy places the organism in Eukaryota, Metazoa, Nematoda, Chromadorea, Rhabditida, Strongylidae. The record is from the annotation of a GenBank genome assembly.
AUGCAGUCUCUCCUGUUGUCGGCAACAUUUUACGGUGGAUUGGUGACUAUCAGCUUCGCCGGUGUCUUGGCAGACAGAUAUGGCCCGAAAACAAUUGUAAUAGGUAAGGAUAAGCAAAGAUGUUCUUCGUUAUCCAGAACGAAUUUUACAGCAUUGACCAUAGACUACAUUGUUGUCACAUUGCUGACGCCAUUUCUUGCUCGUCAUUCCUAUGUUGCGUACUUCAUUUCUCGAGUCAUUAUGGGUGUCGGAGAGGGUUUCGUUUUUCCCUGUUUUGCAAGCCUUAUUGGGAAAUGGUAUGCUCCAGCAGAGAAAUCAACAGUUGCAGCGAUGUACACUUCGGGAAAUCAGGUGAGGCUCUUCAACAUCCUCGUAAUGCACUUCAAUGUUCCAAGAAGGUUGGCGGCUGGAUUCUCCUCAUUGUUUUCUUCUUAUCUUUGUACUUUACCACCUGGAUGGCCAAUCAUAUUCUACUUAUUUGGUGCAGUUGGCUGUCUUUGGUUGGUGUUAUGGAUGGUCUUCGUCACAAAUUCUCCUACAACUAAUCGAUUCAUAACUAUGGAGGAGAGAGAAUAUUUGGUGGAUAAUAUCAAACAUACGCAUUCUGCGGUGGGUUCCUUGAAUCAAGACCGAAUCUCUAAGGCAGAGAUGGUUCGAGCUCAGACUUCUAGAAGUAAGGACAUCAAUUAUAUACUUCCCCGACGAGAAUUUUUUUACGAAGCUUUGAAUUUUUUAGCAAAAAUUUAUUUAGAUCACCUACAAGUAUAAAA